AUGAUCACAACAGAAAUCGAAAUCAAUGCCUCACCAGAGACUGUCCGAAGAGUGCUCCUCGAUUUUUCUAAUAUCAGUAAAUGGCAUACCGGAUUUGUGAAGAGUAUUACACCUUUAGACACCAGUAAUCCUCUUGCCGUCGGCAAAAAACUUCACUGCGUUAUGAAAGAUUUCGAAUUCGAGUCAAUUAUUACUAAAAACUCUCCAAACAAGUUUGCAUGGCAAGGACCACCUGUUAUGACUGUCUCCGGUCUCCAUUCUUUCCUUAUUGAACCGAGUAAGAGUAACCCUGGAGGCACGAUAUUCACACAGACGGAAGAGUACUCUGGAGGUGUUUCGUUCUUGAUGCAGCCUUGGCUCCUGGGAAAACCUAUCAAAGGCCAAUUUGAGGAAUUUAAUACGGAUCUGAAGAAGAAGUGUGAGAGUCCUUGA
Molecule: messenger RNA, 432 nt
Organism: Botrytis byssoidea
Lineage: Eukaryota; Fungi; Ascomycota; Leotiomycetes; Helotiales; Sclerotiniaceae
Exons: 3
Coding region: 1-432 (143 amino acids)
Source: RefSeq, a predicted model, not a curated record